GUCGAUCGUCAGAGUCUAAAGAGUGAAGCAGUGAAAAAGAAAAUAAAAACAAGAUUGCAUUGAAAAUUUAAAUAUAAAAAACAUAUUUUGACAAGUUCGUGGACAUAAAGAAGCCAAAAGAAAUAUAUUUUAAGUGUAUAAUAGUCCAUAAAGUACCAAAUUUUAUCAUGAGGAUCUUGUGGAUAACAGUGAUAUGCUGCCAAUUAUUUACAGUCAUUCCAUUCGUACGAUCUCAAUUGUGUCUAGCCGAUGACAUCAAAAGAAAUACGGAAUAUAAGUACAGAGCUAAGAAUCUUUAUAAAGGAUUAACAAUAUUCACAGCAAACUUCCUUGAAGCAAUGCACAAAGGCAAUCCAAAUGAAAAUCUAUUCUUCUCGCCAUUCAGUCUCUAUCAUGCAUUGUUGCUUGCUUAUUUUGGAAGUGCUAAUCAGACGGAAAAGGGAUUAAAAGAAGUUCUGCAGCUUCAUUGGGCUAACAGUAAAGCUGAUGUCUUUAAAGGAUAUCAAUUUGAGAAGAAAUAUCGUGAUAAUUAUGAAGCAAACUCAUCUGUCGAAUUCUCGUCCAUUGAUCGAUUCUAUUUUGAUGAAAAUAUCCAACUUAAUCCAUGCAUUGAGGAUGUUGUUGUGGACGAGACGAGAAAAUUGGAUUUUAAGAAUCAACCAGAAAACUCACUGAAGGAAAUUAAUUAUUUUGUAAAUGAAGCGACGAAAGGAAAUAUCCCUAAAUUAUUCGGACCUGGAGAUGUGAAUCAACAGACACAACUUGUCUUGGCUAAUGCUGCAUAUUUUAAAGGAUCAUGGGCAUCUAAGUUCGAUAUUAAAGAUACAAAACGAGAGAUUUUCUAUUCAAAACCUGACGAAUUACAUUUUGUUCAAAUGAUGAGCAAGAAUGGAUCUUAUAAUCAUGCUGCAAACGAACGUCUAGGCUGCCACGUUUUGGAAAUUCCAUAUGAAAAGUCUGAAAAAGUUAAUAUCAACAUGAUUGUCUUCCUGCCACCAGCUGUUGGUGAAAAUGCACUUGAAAAAGUCCUCAAUAGUCUUACACCAGAAGCAUUACAUGAAGCUCUUCAGGAUGGUUUCGAACGUGAAGUUCAACUCAAGAUUCCUAAAUUUUCAACUGAAAAGACCAUUGAGCUACUUCCUGUUCUCCGAAGAAUGAGAGUUGGUGAUUUAUUUGAUAGUUCUGCAAAUCUUUCGGGAUUCUCAACAGCUACAAAUCUUCACCUUGAUGAUGCAAUUCAAAAGGCUAAAAUUACAUUAAAUGAGGAAGGAUCAACAGCAGCAGCAGCAACUUCAUUAUUCAGCUUCAGAUCAUCAAGACCUGCAGAACCUGCAGUUUUCCAUUGUAAUCAUCCAUUCCUAUACAUGAUUUAUGACCAAAAUUCAAGAGCUAUUUUAUUUGCUGGAAUUUAUCGUGGACCAGACAAGAAUUAAGGAACUUGAUGGCAAAUUUAAUUAAUUAUAGUUUAGAAAUUGUUUGUGCUCGAGUGUGGCAAAUUGUGAAAAAAUUGUGCUGUAAAUUAUUUAAAACAGAAGUGAUGUGCAGACAUGAGCAAUAAGAAUGCUGUCUUAUGAUAUUAAAAAUUAAUAAAAACUGGUUGUGAAACCGCUGACAAAAAAUGUGAAAUAA
Molecule: messenger RNA, 1629 nt
Organism: Chironomus riparius
Lineage: Eukaryota; Metazoa; Arthropoda; Insecta; Diptera; Chironomidae
Source: the annotation of a GenBank genome assembly